CGGACAUGCGCGGCCACGGCCGCUCCGGCCACGGCGCCGUCGCCCGCGGCGGCUUCCACGUCGCGCGCCUGGCGGCUGAUCUGCGCGAGGUGCUGCGCUUUUUGAAACGUUCUGCUGCCGCUUCCCCUACCGCUGCGUACGUGUCUGGGCCCGGGCCGGAGUCUGGCGCAGCAGCAGCAGGGGGAGGUGGAGGCGAGGUCAAGUUUGUGCUCGUCGGCUGCUCGAUCGGCGCGGCGGUGUUGUGGACGCACAUCGAGCUGUUCGGCGAGGAUCUCGACGGCGACGGCUGCUGCGCCGGGUACGUGUUUGUGGACCAGGCGCCGCUGCAGGACCGGGCGGGGCCGCUGGGGCUGGGCGGGGCGUGGGACGCGCGGCACGCGCACCGCGGGUGCUUUGACGAGGCCAGCCUGUUUGCUGCGCAGGAGGCGUGGGUGCGGCGCCCCGCCGAGACGCAUCGCGCGCUGGUGGCGGAGUGCUUGGGGUAUCGGGUGCAGCCGCGGGAGGGGGAUGCGGUGGGCGAGGAGCAGGCGCGGAGGGAUGAGGAGUUUUUUGUGGCCAUCAGUGCGCGCUGCGACGGGGUGUGGUUGGCACGGCUGCUGGCGGACCAUACGCGGUAUGAUCACCGCGAGGCGCUGGAGGGGAUCACGCGGCCGACGCUGGUCAUGGCCGGGCGGCGGAGCGGGUGCUUCCCGCUGGAGGGGGUGGCCGAGACGGCGGAGAGGAUCCGGAAGGGCGGCAAUCAGCAGGUGGAGAUGCUGGUGUUUGAGUCGGGCCACUGGCUGUUCUACGAGGAGCCGGAACGGUUCAACCGGGAGCUACUGAGGUUUGUCGACAUGUGCACAAGGUGACCAUGAACGGGUUGAUCGAAUCGCAUU
This is a messenger RNA of Thermothielavioides terrestris NRRL 8126, 875 nucleotides long. RefSeq lists its product as uncharacterized. The record is from RefSeq and is a predicted model, not a curated record. NCBI's taxonomy places the organism in Eukaryota, Fungi, Ascomycota, Sordariomycetes, Sordariales, Chaetomiaceae. The transcript has a single exon. Bases 6 to 848 code for a protein of 280 amino acids.